AUGGCUCCUGCAAACCCCCGUGCCGACUGGGAAAAGGUUGGCGAUCAGCUUUACCAGAAAGUCCGAAUAUAUGAUGCUGUUUUCGAUGAAGAUCUAGAAUUGGAAAAUUAUAUCGCCGUUGGGGCACCUUAUGGCGGCGCAAUAGCGCUCUAUCGUGAUGAAACAAAACUCCAGAGAUAUCGAGAUCCGCAGACAGCCAAGUCGAGUAUAGAUAUUUACUCGUACUCUGGACAGCGGAUAAGUCGUAUUAAUUGGGAUCAUGGAUCUAUUCGGGGACUCGGCUGGUCCGAAGAUGAGAAGCUCCUCGUAGUGACUGAAGAUGGCACGGCAAGGUGCUAUUACGGCCUAAAUGGAGACUUUUCACCUUUCUCUCUAGGAAGUGCUGCGGAAGAGCAUGGAGUCAAGGAUUGUCGUUUCUGGCCCACUGGAUUCGUGGCUCUUCUAUAUAAUAAUCAAUUUAUUUCGGUAACCAGAUAUGACGAGCCACGGCCCAAGUUACUUGCCUCUCCACCAGAGGGAGAGAUUCACUCAUGGUCUUUAAUACCGCCUAGCUAUACGCUCUCGAGAUCUGUGGAGGUUCUUCUUGCGAUCGAACGGACUAUCUAUGUAGUCGACGCUACCGAUGCCGAAGAUCGCGUAUUGCAGAAUGGCCCUUUCAAACAUAUUAGCGUUUCACCCAAUGGUCGUUUUGUCGCCUUGUUCACACAGGAUGGAAAGUUAUGGGUCGUGAGUAGCGACUUUCAGAACAAAUUUAGCGAAUACGAUUCCCGCGCAAAAACUCCUCCCAAAGGAGUAACGUGGUGUGGGAAUGAUUCGGUAAUUCUCUCUUGGGAAGACGAGGUCCACAACGUUGGCCCCAAUGGGGUUUCAACCAGAUACUUCUAUGAUGAUCAUGUCCAUGUUAUACCCGACCUUGAUGGAGUAAGGUUAUUUACUAAUGAAACCCUAGGAAUAGAUGUGACGGAAGAAGUAUUUAUGCUAGGCUCGAGCUCGCCGGCUGCUGUCUUGCUCGAUGCAGUGGAACAACUUGAAAAGAAGUCUCCAGCAGCGAAUGAAAAUGUUCAACGUAUUCGACCGAGCCUUGUCGAGGCGGUAGAUACCUGCGUAAGGGCGGCAGGGCAUGAGUUCAAUCCACACUGGCAGAAGCAGUUACUCAAAGCUGCCUCAUUUGGCAAAUCGAUACUUGAACUGUAUAAUAGCGACGACUUUGUGGAUAUGUGCGAGAAACUCCGCGUGCUCAACGCAGUCCGGGAUUACCGGGUCGGGCUUCCUAUUUCAUAUGAGCAAUAUCUCCGGCUUACACCCGAGAAAUUGAAUGAACGCUUAAUUAAUCGACAUGAAUACCUCCUUGCCAUUCGCGUGUCUGAAUAUCUCCGAUUGCCCGCUGACAAAAUUUAUGUCCAUUGGGCGAGCCAGAAGGUCAAGGUAUCUAGCGAGGAUGAUGAAGCGAUUUGUCAUUUGAUAGUUCAGAAGCUUCAUGGAAAGCACGGAAUCUCCUUUGAAACCAUUGCUCGAGCCGCUUAUGAUGAAGGUCGCGCUCAUUUGGCAACGCAACUUCUAAAUUUUGAGCCUCGCGCAGGAAAGCAGGUGCCGUUACUGUUGAGUAUGGAAGAGGAUACAGUCGCCUUGGACAAAGCCAUUGAAAGUGGCGAUACCGACUUGAUCUUCUUUGUUUUGCUCCAGCUGAAGAGGAAGCUUCCAUUAGCAGCCUUUUUCCGAACUAUAAAUACCCGACCGGUAGCUUCGGCGUUAGUUGAGGCGUCCGCUUGGGACCAAGACGUCGAAUUGCUCAAAGACCUGUUUUACCAAGAUGAUAGGCCUAUCGAUGGAUCAAAUUUACUCUUUAGGGAAGCCUUGAAGCAACCUGAUUUGCAGGGAAAGGUGGAUAAAAUGCGUGUUGCUUCUCGUUUGCUCUCUGAUUCCAAGGAUGCAACUGCUCAAGCUCACCUUAAAGCAAUGGCUGAAGCAUCCCAGCUCUUGAAAAUCCAGGAAGCUCUAGACAAAGACCUCUCCGAAAACACCAAUUUUGCAGGAUCAAGUAUUGAUCCGAUCUGGUUACGGAAAACGCGCCAACAAGAUCCAGAGCGAAUUUAA
This is a messenger RNA of Uncinocarpus reesii 1704, 2094 nucleotides long. RefSeq lists its product as uncharacterized. The transcript is spliced from 7 exons. Gene Ontology annotation, biological process: vacuole fusion, non-autophagic; endosomal transport; intracellular protein transport. Gene Ontology annotation, molecular function: actin binding. Lineage: Eukaryota; Fungi; Ascomycota; Eurotiomycetes; Onygenales; Onygenaceae. The coding region runs from base 1 to 2094 and encodes 697 amino acids. The record is from RefSeq and is a predicted model, not a curated record. Gene Ontology annotation, cellular component: endosome; HOPS complex; lysosomal membrane.